Molecule: messenger RNA, 860 nt
Organism: Saccostrea cuccullata (small rock oyster)
Lineage: Eukaryota; Metazoa; Mollusca; Bivalvia; Ostreida; Ostreidae
Product: EKC/KEOPS complex subunit LAGE3-like
Exons: 3
Coding region: 78-353 (91 amino acids)
Cellular component (GO): EKC/KEOPS complex
Source: RefSeq, a predicted model, not a curated record
UUUAUUCAACUCAGAACUUUUGUUAUAUUUUGUGCAAUUUUAAUGUAUUUUUUAAGGUUAAAGUAAAGAUUUAAAAAAUGACAGAGGAGAAGUUGAAAGUGGAUUUAAGUGUUCCAUUUCCAACAGAGGAAGAGGCACGUAUUGCCUAUGGAACACUCAGUGUUGAUUCUGAACCUAAAAGGGGCGGUGUCAAGAAAGAACUGACAGUGAAAGGAAAUUUGCUCAAUGUACACUUUGAAUCUCAGGAAGCUCGUAUGAUGAGAGUAGGCGUCAACUCCUUUUUUGACCACCUUAAUCUAGUGAUUCAGACCAUGGAACGAUUCGGACCUCCUCAGGAGAAACCAAAGUCCUGAUACAUGUUUUUGUUGUCAUUAUGAUUUUGAAAUUAUUUUUUAAUGUAUCCCAACAUGGUUAAGAGAGAAAGACAGAGAAAGAAAGACUUUGAUAAUAGUGACUUCAAAGAUGUAUUUAAAGUCUCUUCCAACCCUUCACUUUUAGCAUGCUCUCUAGUAGAGUUGAAAACCAACAAAACAUUCUAUUUGUUUUAUUUGACCUUAACAUUGUAUUUGUAGUGCCCUAAAAUGAGUCAUUGGAAGAAUUGGAAAUGAUGCAUAUGUUAUUUUUAUGACAAAUUUGUUUAUACUAUCUAUAUAUCUACAAUGUACUUGUACUAUUUUAAUAUCAGUAUUUUUUUUUUUAUAUUUAAAUGACCUUUCUGCCAGGUACUACACUCGUCUGGUUAAACUGAAAGUACAUAUAUAUUGCUUUGCAUAUCAUUAAAGAAUCCAUAAUACAAAUCCGUACAUCGGUAUUUUCUUUGUGUCAGUGGUUGAUGAAAUAAACAUACAUGUAAUACUGCA